This is a messenger RNA of Syzygium oleosum, 2426 nucleotides long. RefSeq names its product protein WVD2-like 7. NCBI's taxonomy places the organism in Eukaryota, Viridiplantae, Streptophyta, Magnoliopsida, Myrtales, Myrtaceae. The record is from RefSeq and is a predicted model, not a curated record. The coding region runs from base 208 to 2010 and encodes 600 amino acids. The transcript has 10 exons.
GGCGCGGCUUCGGGGCCAAAGUCCUUCCCCGCCGGUUUGCUUCGGGCGCAAUCCUGCCGCUCCCCUCGAAUGCGUGUGAUCGGCAGGGGGAGUGACGCGGGCGGAGAUGCUGAUCGGAUCGCGAUGCUCGUUCGCGCAGGCUGAGGAGUAGUAGUAGUUCCCGGGGGCGCUCUCUGCUCUGGUUGGUUUUGGCCGGGGGGAUUCCCCAUGGCUGGAGAAGUCGGAGAGACGUUCGGCGUUGGUUUUCAGGCUGAUUCAAUUCACUCUGGCUCCAUUUCAUUUGGGAGGUUUGAGAAAGAACCUUUAGCAUGGGAGAGGAGGUCUUCUUUCUCGCACAACAGGUAUCUUGAAGAGGUUGAGAAAUUCUCCAGACCAGGUUCGGUGAACGAGAAGAAAGCUUUACUCGAAGCCCAUUUCAAGAAGAAACCGCUUCUGCAUCAGAGUUCAUCCGAGUCGCAGACUGGAAGGGACCAUCGGCGUGAUGAAUAUGACACAUCAGAUAGUACGAGCAGGGAAGGAUUCGAGCUUGCAAUCGAGGAUGAUUAUUUUGGUCGCUUUGACGAGAGUCCAGCAAGAUCAGGGUGUAGUGGAGAGUACAAAGUAAGAGCUGGUGAAAGAGAAGAUCCAGGUGUUUCGUCAUUCCCAUCCCGUGAAAAAGAUGUAGUAGAUGAUCUUUCCAUGGAUUUUAUUCCUAUAGAGUAUGAUGCAGGGAUGCCAAUUUAUUUAGAGGAUGGGCAUGAUGACUUGCCAAUAGGUUGCGCUGAGACACAGAUAGGUGCAAAACUGAGUUCUGACUAUGAUGAGAGAGAAGCAGAAAAUUGUUCUGAGGCCAUCUACUCAUAUAUAAAGUGCGAGACUAAUCAAAUGGUUGAAAAGAAUUGUUCGGAAACAUCUCAUCUUUCUCCAAAGUUGGCAUCAGCAUCAGAAACUAAGCUCACCGAGGCCACAGCUAAGUCUCAGUUCUCAGUGGCUGAUGACAAGAGAAACAUUUCUGCUGAAUCAUCCAAAGAUUUGAACAAAACUUUGGGUGGAAGGAUAAGAGGAUCUCCAUCGAGAACAAAUAGACAGAAAGAUUCUACCUUGUCUGCAGUCCAAGCUUCCCGUUUAGUACAUAAAUCUUCGAACUCAGAGCAAAGGGAAAAGCUGGUGAUGAAACCAAUGCGUGAAGACAAUAGCAAAAGAGGAGGAAAAAAGAUUUCUGAACCUCAAUCCAUGUCAAUGAUGAAGCUUGAAUCGAGCGCAGAUUCUACUAGAAGCAGGCUAAAGCAGAUCGCUCAGUCACAGAAGCCAGAAACAAAGUCCACCUCUAAAGGUUUUAAUUUUCUGAGUGACCAGCGAGCAGAAAGGAGGAAAGAGUUUUUUAUGAGGCUGGACGAAAAGAUGCAUGCUAAGGACGCUGAGAUACAUGAGGUUCAAGCAAAAGCACAGGAAGAGACACAAGCUGAUAUCAAGCUACUCCGGAAGAGCCUUAAUUUCAAAGCAACGCCUAUGCCUUCUUUCUAUCGCGCAACUCUGCCAUCUGGGUCAGAUGGCAACAAGGCUUCAUCUACCAAAGUCAGGUCAAGCAUUUCAUCUAUGAGAUGUCCCAGUUCUCCAAAGCAAGAUGCUUCAAGGUCCCGAAUUCAUUCCAAGGCUGGAAAUUGCCAAGUUGUUGCUGCGAGUGUAUCUCCAAACACAACCAAUCCACCUGAAGCCUCGCUGGAUCACAAAUCAAUCAGCAAGACCUGGGGCUUGAAUGCGGUCUCUUCAAUACCAUCAUCAAACAAAGCUGAAUCUGCAGGAGAUGUAACCGCAAAUGAAACUUCAAGAAAGGGAAGAGAACAUGACGACGGGAAUACCAAUAAGCAGAAAUCAAAAGCAUCGGCAACUGCGAAGACAGUGAAAGGCCUGAGAGUUGAGGGGAAGCAGAAAGCAGGAGUUAAAAGAGACAACCAUCAAAUGAUGAGAAAGGAUACUAAAAGUGUCGGCAUGAGCAGGACGGGCCGUGUCGCUGUCAGUGUCACCUCCUGAGAGCACUUCCGUAAAAUCUUCCCUAAAUUCGUCAUUGUAUCAUUACUACUCAUCUGCCUCCACAUCACUUGAAUAGAAGAUGGCUGAGGAAGUAGAGAAAAAUAAGGUAAAGCCGGCUCCCGUAGAUCUUACAUGGCCAAAAAGGCAAGUCUGCUCAUGUAUCAGAGUACAUUCAUUCUCUAUCAAGGCCGGAGAAUGUCUUUUUAUGCAUGUUCAUGUACCAUAAAUGCAACUGAAAUGUGGCGAAAUUCGUCUCUCCAACAUAGAUUAUCGGAUGGAUACCUGUAUAUGGAAGGAUAAUCAUAAUUUCUCGUGAAUAAUCCGAGGGACAUAUCUUUAUGCAGAGUCUUGUCUGUAUAAUGAUCCUCUUGAGAAGUGAGAACAAUGAAUAAUUUCAUUCUGCUGUUGAUGUUCAA